GUUUAUUUCCAAUUGUGAAUUUAACGGGACAGCGACUGUCAAUUUUGAAAAUUGUUAAAAUGCUCGAGGCGCGAUUGAGUCAAACUUUGCUGCUGAAGAAGGUCGUCGAUGCGCUGAAGGAAAUCAUCGCCCAGGGAACACUGGACUGCAGUGACAAUGGUCUGGAGCUGCAAUCGAUGGACAACUCCCACGUUUCGCUGGUGGCUCUAAGUCUGGCUUCGGAUUGCUUUGAAAAGUUCCACUGUGAUCGCAAUGUCUCGCUGGGCUUGGAUCUGAAAUCCCUGGGCAAGGUGCUUAAGUGCGCCAAUAGCGACGAUGCGGUCACCAUAAAGGCCGUUGACAGGCCGGAGAAGAUUACGCUCAGCUUCGAGUCGGAUGGCAAGGAACGCACGGCGGACUACGAACUGAAGCUCCUGAAUCUGGACCAGGACCACAUGGAGAUUCCGAAAAAGGACUACACCUGCUACAUCCAGUUGCCGUCGUCAGAGUUCGCGCGCAUUUGCCGGGACAUGAGCAUGUUCGACGAGUCCCUGACGAUCGCCUGCUCCUCGAAGGGCAUCAGGUUCUCUGCCAAGGGAGAUCUGGGCACGGCCAACAUACAGCUGAAUGCGGGCACCGCCAUGGACGUGAGCAUUGAGGUGCAGGAGCCCGUGACCCAGUCCUUCGCCGGUCGCUACCUCAACACCUUCACCAAGGCCACUCCGCUGGCAGAUCGCGUCAAGCUCUACCUGUCCGAGGAGCGUCCACUCCUGGUGGAGUAUCCCAUCGAGGAUUACGGCCACAUUCGAUACUACCUUGCACCCAAGGUGAAUGAACCCGAUUUCUAGCUGAAGCACUCCUGAAGCACUCCUUAUCAAAUUAUUGCAUAAAUUUGAGCGCAACUUAAAGCAUAAGGAAAGGGGAUUCGUUUAUUUUUAGGCAACAAAUACCAAAAAUCAUUUUUUUAAAGCUCAGUAUAAAAAUAUACCUAGUAAUAAAAAAUAUU
This is a messenger RNA of Drosophila mauritiana, 985 nucleotides long. RefSeq names its product proliferating cell nuclear antigen (gene PCNA2). Gene Ontology annotation, biological process: regulation of DNA replication; translesion synthesis; leading strand elongation. The transcript has 2 exons. The record is from RefSeq and is a predicted model, not a curated record. Bases 60 to 827 code for a protein of 255 amino acids. Gene Ontology annotation, molecular function: DNA binding; DNA polymerase processivity factor activity. Gene Ontology annotation, cellular component: PCNA complex. NCBI's taxonomy places the organism in Eukaryota, Metazoa, Arthropoda, Insecta, Diptera, Drosophilidae.